CGUAAUGCUGUCAUAUAUUAUAUAUGCUAAGAAUGGUUCUGUUUAGGAAGUCUUAAUGCUGUCUCUCGGUAUGCACCGAGCUUGUAUCAAAGCUAAUCGUUUUGUUUACGCGGAUGCUCUGAGGGGAUGUAUUAGGUCGAGUUUUGUGCGUCGUGGGAUGCAUCAAAGUCCGGUUUUAUCGGGUUUUUUAGAAAAGGGUUUUUCGGAUGUAAUGAAUGAGAGUGUUGGAAAAUCGUUACAUGGGUUUUACAUAAAGAAUAUGGGUUGUUCAAGUGUGUUCCAUACGAAUACGUUGAUAAAUAUGUAUUCAAAGUUUGGGGAAGUUGACAAAGCUUGGUACUUGUUUAGUGAAAUGCCUCAUACAAAUGAAGUUACAUGGAAUACAAUGAUAUCGGCUUUAGUUAGAGCUUGUUUGUGUUCAGAUGCUAUUGUUUUGUUUGGUCAAAUGCGUGGUCAAGGAUUUGAAACGAGUGGGUUCGUUAUCGCUAGUUUGUUAACUGGUUGCACUGCGUCACGGGUUUUGAUGCAUCAAGGAUUUCAGAUUCAUGGUCUAAUUUUGAAAAACGGUUUAUUGUGUAAUGUAUAUGCAACAACUGCACUUCUAAACUUUUAUGCUGCAUAUGGGUUUCAUUCUAGUGCGCAUAGUCUUUUUGACGAGAUGCCCGAAAAGAAUGUUGUGUCAUGGACUUCAUUGAUGGUUGGUUACUCUGACGAUGGGAAUCCGUUGGAGGUUCUAAACUUGUAUCAACAGAUGAGGUGUGAAGAUGUCGAUUGUAAUCAUAACACGUUCACAACUGUGAUUACGUCCUGUGGGUUGCUAGAAGAUGAAACAUUGGGAGUUAAAGUUCUUGGACAUGUCAUAAAGUGUGGAUACGAAAAUGAUCUUUCAGUAGCUAACUCGCUCAUAUCCAUGUUUGGUAAUUUGGGAAGGGUGGUUGACGCCUGCUAUAUUUUCAAUCAAAUGAAUUUACGGGACACUAUUUCAUGGAAUUCUAUGAUUUCUGCAUAUGCGCGUAACUACUCUCACGAGGACUCAUUCCGUUGCUUUAACUUGAUGCGUCAUGUCCAUGAGAACCUGGACCCGAUCACACUAUCUGCAUUGUUAUCGGUGUGUGGUUCCAUGGAUAAUUACCAUUGGGGAGCUGCAGUUCAUGGUUUAGUGCAAAAGCUCGGGUUAGAUUUAAACUUAUCCAUAAGUAAUACUCUUUUGGGUAUGUAUUCGGAAAGCGGAAGAUCCAAGGACAUGGCACAAUUGUUUGAAGAGAUGCCACGGAAGGAUCUAAUUUCAUGGAAUUCACUAAUGGCUGGCCAUGUUCAGGAAGGGAAGUACCUGGAUGCUCUGAAAGGAUUCGUUAAAUUGCUUCAGAGGCAAAGAACUGGAAAUCAUGUUUCUUUUGCUAGUGCCUUGACUGCUUGUUCAGACCCAGAAUGUCGGGAAUAUGCCACGAUUCUUCAUGCGCUUGUACUCACAUGUGGCCUCCAACACAACUUGAUUGUUGGAAACGCAAUAGUCACCAUGUACGGAAAACAUAGAAUGAUGUGGAAAGCCGAACGGGUCUUUGAAAGGAUGCCUGAGCGGGACCUGGUUACUUGGAACACUCUCAUUGGAGGAUAUGCAGAGUGUGAAGAACCAAACCAGGCAAUAAAAGUAUUCAAGUUGAUGAGAAAACAAAAUGAACCACCAAACUACAUUACCUUGGUUCAUGUCCUUGGUUCUUGUUUCGCUCCAAGUUACCUUCUCAGCCAUGGGAUGCCGUUACAUGCGUAUAUUAUUCUUAGUGGUUUUGAUUCAGAUGAUUAUAUAAAAAAUUCGCUCAUUACAAUGUAUGGAAAAUGUAAUGAUCUCAAGUCAAGUACGCAUAUCUUUGAUGGAAUUGUUAACAAGGAUUAUGUUGCGUGGAAUGCCGUGGUUGCUGCUAAUGCUCACCAUGGCCAUGGAGAAGAGGCAUUGAAAAGGUUCUCAGAGAUGAGAAGAAGUGGAGUACAGUUGGAUCAUUUUAGCUUUUCUGGAGCUCUUGCUGCUGCAGCUAACUUGUCUACUCUUGAAGAAGGUCAACAGCUUCAUGGUUUGAUCAUUAAAUUUGGCUUUGACUCGUAUCAAUAUGUAAAAACACCUUUAGUUGAUAUGUAUGGAAAGUGUGGCGAGAUCAAUGACGUGUUGAAAAUGCUUCCAGAACCAAUUAUCCGACCACGUGUAUUGUGGAACAUACUGAUUUCAGCUUUUUCUAGACUAGGAUCUUUUCACGAAGCCCGUGAAGCUUUUCAUGAAAUGCUGAACACUGGAUUAAAGCCCGAUCAUGUCACCUUUGUUUCUCUUUUAUCAGCAUGUAGUCAUGGAGGUUUAGUAGAUGAGGGUCUUGCAUACUACUCUUUAAUGACAACAAAGUUUGGAGUCCCUGUUGGUAUUGAGCACUGUGUUUGCAUAAUUGAUCUUCUUGGACGAUCAGGCAGGCUUUCCGAGGCCGAAGAUUUUAUCAAGAAAAUGCCAAUCCCACCAAAUGACUUUGUCUGGCGGAGCUUGCUAGCAGCAUGUCGGAUCCAUGGAAAUUUAGAACUAGGAAAGCAAGCUGCAGACCAUCUUCUCCAAUCAAACCCUUCAGAUGACUCUGCUUUCGUUUUAUACUCAAACGUCUGUGCAACAACUGGAAAGUGGGAGGCAGUUCAUAAUGUAAGAGAGGAAAUGGAAUUUAGUAAUAUUAAGAAGAAACCCGCGUGCAGUUGGAUCAAUAUCAAAAGAAAGGUCAGCUCUUUUGCUAUAGGGGACAAAUCCCACCCUUAUAGUGAUAAGAUAUAUGCCAAGCUAGAUGAGCUCAGGAAGAAGGUUAAAGAAGCUGGUUAUGUUCCGGAUUUGAGUUUUUCGUUGCAAGACGUUGAUGAAGAACAGAAAGAGGAUCACUUAUGGAAACACAGUGAGCGUUUAGCACUUGCAUAUGGAUUAAUGAAUACCCCUGAAGGUUCAUCUCUGCAGAUAUUUAAGAACCUUCGUGUUUGUGGUGAUUGCCAUUUGGUGUUCAAGUUCAUAAGCAACAUUACCAGGCGAAAAUUUAUAUUGAGAGAUCCUUUUAGGUUUCACCAUUUUAGUGAUGGGAAAUGUUCUUGCGGUGACUAUUGGUAGUAAGGCAGGAAGUAUUUGGACCUGUUUCACCUAUUAUACGAUUUAAAACCGAAGAAAAAGCUAUACAGAUUGCUAACGACACAGAUCCAGCUCUUGGAUAUGGUAAGGUUGGAGCCAAUGAAGGAUCAAUUAUAUAGCGGUACCGCCGGAGGCUCCAUACGGAGGUUAUAGGCAGUCCGGCAGUCCGCUCUAGGACGGGAGGGUUCUAAUUAUGGAUUGGAUGAUAAUCAAGAAGUACUAGCACAAUGCCGUCGUUUAGUUCAUUUAAGAUUCCCGAACACGUCUGUGCUUGGUCAUUCGCUGUUAAUCUUUUGCAGAUAAAGUAUGUGUGCAUGGGAAACAGGGGGAGAUUCUGGUUCUGAAGAGAUCUAAAAUUCAGUUUUGCUUUUCUUUCUAUCUAUCUCAAGUAGUAAGCUUGAUGUUGUUUUACAUAGUGUGAUAAGGCAAGCAUAAUAUGGUAAUGUGGGUUGAUCUGAUUCAUUUAUUAACUAAUCACACAGCAAUGUUUGGCCUGGUGGUCCGUAUUGAUCAAAUGAUCGAGUUUAGAUACUGUACUUUGUAUUUUCUUCUCGGUACGAAUUUAAGGUUUCAUUGGUGUAAUCUGAAUAAAUAGUACUCAAUGUACUACUAUCAUUGGUUUGAUAAAUAAAGCAGAUACAUAAAUAUCA
Messenger RNA from Erigeron canadensis, 3783 nucleotides. RefSeq names its product pentatricopeptide repeat-containing protein At3g24000, mitochondrial. Bases 56 to 3115 code for a protein of 1019 amino acids. Lineage: Eukaryota; Viridiplantae; Streptophyta; Magnoliopsida; Asterales; Asteraceae. Gene Ontology annotation, biological process: RNA modification. The transcript is spliced from 4 exons. Gene Ontology annotation, molecular function: RNA binding; protein binding; zinc ion binding. The record is from RefSeq and is a predicted model, not a curated record.